GAUUGAUUUUUUGAAUUGCACGUGAUGAAAUUCCUCCCCUCUCUCCUGUUGGCAGCACAGUUGUCGACUGUGUCUCCGUUCGUCCUCCCACAUGAACCGCAGCAUGCACUGGCUAGCAACGGGACUCCAUUGCAAGCCUUGGCCUCCGACGAUGCAGAAGCAGCGAGAUCUUUUACAAAUCUCGGGAUCAAUCCCUCUGUAUUGAAUGCGAUUUGGUCGCGAUCGGACUGGGAGCGUCCAACUCCGGUUCAGCAAUUGGCUAUUCCUCGGCUUCUGGAACGGGGCGCAACCGAUGCAUUUUGGUGCGAGGCUCCAACGGGGAGCGGCAAGACAGCCGCAUUUCUGAUUCCUUUGUUGCAAAAUAUUUUGAUUGAUCGUACUCAAACCAAAAAACAGAAGGGAGAACGGGUCACGGCCUUGAUUUUGUGCCCGACCCGAGAAUUGUGUGUGCAAAUUGGGGGAGUCUUGGAUCAAAUGGUGGAUGACAUUGUAUCGAUGGACCGGAGGAAUAAAUACGAAGGGUUUUCUACCAUGGUUUUACACGGUGGAGUUCCCCUGGAGCCACAAAUUGCUCGACUCGCCGAUUGCGUGCGGCACCACACGACAAUUGACGUAUUGGUCGCUACCCCUGGUAGAUUGAUCGACGUCCUCACCUCAUACGACGAAAAAAGAGGAAAUUCAAAUGCCAAGGACGCUGCCAUGGAACGGCGGUUGCUAGCUGCGAUUGAUAACUCUGACGACGGAGAGGUGUCACUUGAAGAAUUACAAAUGUUGGGACUGGAUACCAUACACCGAGACGACGAUGAAAACGACGACGGAAGUGACGGUAGAAGUCAAUUGAGAAAUGUUCUGAAUGGAUUGCGAUAUCUUGUAUUCGAUGAAUCGGACAGACUUCUGGGAAAUGGAUUUAAGGCUGAAGUAGAUAGCGUGCUGAACUUGAUGUCGUCUACUCCUGCGACAUGGUUGUUCUCGGCUACCUUCCCAAAAUCUAUCGAACCACGUCUAGACAACGUUCUAUCGUCCAUCGGAGCAACUAAGUCACCUGUUCGUCUCGUAUGUGCCAAUUCGGAUCGAAAAUCAGAAGGAGAUUCAACCAUAAGUACUUCUCUCAAGAAGAAAUUGGAACAAUCCAAAACCGUCACGUCCGCAUCAAAGUACCAGCAGGUGGGUCCUGCCUCAACCAUUCGCAUUCGAAACAUCCGAAUGGAAAAGACAGACCGGACGCAGGUAUUGCGCAAAUUAUUGGAGGACGACUACAGAGAUGAAUGGGAUCGGGUCUUAGUCUUUGUGUCGACUCGGUAUGCCUCGCAACAUGUCAGUCGCAAGCUCCGUCGUUACGGGAUUCGGAGCAGUGAGUUGCACGGAAAACUCGAUCAAGACGCACGCAUGCGUCGUUUGGACGAUCUAAAGAAGGGAAAGAUCCAAGUUUUGCUUUGCACGGAUGUGGCGAGUCGAGGGAUUGAUAUUUCAGGCUUGGUAAGUUUUUUCGGAAUCAUGAUUUUAAAAUAGAAUGGCAUUCUACUAUUCUUUGCUACGUGUUUGUGUCUUGCUGACGUUUCACUGUACACAUCUUUCUCCUUUUGCCGCAUCCAGCCCGCCGUUGUCAACUACGAUCUACCACGAUCCACUUCGGAUUUCGUACACAGAAUCGGAAGAACUGGACGAGCUGGACAAGAGGGAGUAGCCGUGAGUUUUGUGACACCAUCCGUUGCAGCUCACAUGGAUUUGAUCGAAAAACGGCAUUUGGCAAGUCCCCCCGAACGAGAAGUAUUGCCAGGAUUCGAACCGAAUGAGGAGCGCUGGAAAAUAGAGGCAGAAGGAGCUAGGACAAGCAUUCCAGGAACACAGCAUUCCUCAAAAGGAUUGGAGCACGACAAGAUGUUUGGUGGUACGUACUUCUUCAGUUUUCAUAGUUUUUGCCUUGUUUUUUUCAUACGUAUCAUUUGCUUGUUUCGACAGCCAGAAUACUCACCAUCGUGUUUUUGAAUGCAACAAUUACGUUCUCGAAGGUAUCAAGGGGCAUAGAAAAAGCAAAAAGGACAAAAAACGAGAAGCGGCCGCGAGAGCAGCUGCAUUGAAACAAAAAUAGUCAAUCGAU
This is a messenger RNA of Pseudo-nitzschia multistriata, 2098 nucleotides long. The record is from the annotation of a GenBank genome assembly. Lineage: Eukaryota; Bacillariophyta; Bacillariophyceae; Bacillariales; Bacillariaceae.